CACUUAGCGCGGUAUAGGUACAACGAUAGUCAUGCUCCAAAUCUACAACACCAUGCCAACAAAUUCAGCGACCUCCUUACCACCAAUACUAUCUCGGCCCUGAACCAUGGUAUUUUGAACUGUAUUUCAACAAAUCAGUACUCUGUUAAUUGAAUGUAUUACACUUCCGGAGUACCGCGAACCGAUCAUGUUCCAUCUCGCCACCUGCGCCACCUGCGCCACACUCAUAGUGCAAACCAUGCAAACUUCAUGGGUAUCUGUGGGGUCUAAUCAAAAAUUAUCCGCGGGCAUGUUACCAGGAACAGUGCGCAGAUCUAAACUCUCGGGUUCGAAUUGCUGCCGUCAAUUAUUACGGUCUCUCGUUGAGAAAACCAAAAGAAGCAAAAUAUUCACUGCUUCGAUAUGGAUCCCACGGCACCCCAAAACGCCGAGGCUGAGGUACCAAAGCAACCCGUCUCAAACGGCAACGACCAGACCGAAGAACCACCUGCGAAGAAGGCUAGACUAGAGGAGCCUGCGCCUUCAGAGCAGCAGAAUGGGAAUGGACAGAUCUCUGAUAGUAGAAAGAGAGGCGAAGCGCCAGUCAAGGCAGAGUAUCUCCUUCCGAAGCCCGAACAGGCCCAAGCAGUAGAUUUGAACACCGACGACGCUGCGGAAGCAGCCGGACACCAAGAUCGCGAUGACGAAAAGAAAGGGAAGAAGAAGAAUACUGGGCAGAACAAGAAGCGCACGUUUGGGAAAUCAGAGGACGCAAAGGGACUGUGUGGUAGCAGAGCGCAGAGCCCGGAAUUUUCGCCUAGUGAAUGUUCAUGGGGCGAGAAAUGUCGGUUCGAGCAUGAUCUGCGCACAUAUCUGAAGGAACACAAGCGGGAGGAUCUUACAACAUUCAAUAGCCUUUGUCCAGUCUGGGAUGCUCGUGGAAAAUGCGGCGCGGGUUGGAAGUGUCGCUUUGUUGGUUCCCAUAUGACCGAGCGCGAGACUGAGGAUGGGCGGAAGGAGCUGUUAUUGCUCGAGGACGAAGAGCGCAAGAAGAACGCCCAACCAACUGUUCCGUCCGCAGGAGAGGACGGUAUGGUCAAUACCGUUUCGGUGGAUGAGAGAAUGUCGCUUUCGAGACGACGUAUCGGGUUGCCACGGUCCGAGAAAUAUGCCGAUUGGAUAGACGAAACAUCGAAACAGCUUGAAAAGGACCUGCAUGGACGAUAUAAGAACGGCGCCAUUCCGGCUGAAGAUGCCGAAGAGAAGGACAAGGAAGAGAAGGAAGAGAACCGGGCAAAGUACCGCGAGGCUCCCUUCAUGCCAUCCGAGAAAAGGCGGUUAUACUUUGGGCCAGAAACCCCUGUUCUAGCGCCCCUAACUACACAGGGAAACCUGCCAUUCAGAAGACUUUGUGUUGAACUUGGUGCGCAACUCACGUACUCGGAAAUGGCUCUUAGUAUGCCAUUAGUCCAGGGCCAACGAGGAGAGUGGGCCUUGAUGCGGGCACAUGAAUCGGAGGCCACGCCCCCAAAAUACUCCCCACUCAAUGGCAUAGUGGAGGGCUAUGACAACUCCAAAGACGUCAAAUUCGGCGCACAGAUAGCGGGAAACAAGCACCGAUAUGUUAUGAAAGCUACGGAGGCGUUAUCCAAGUUCACUCCGAAUCUUCGCGUCAUUGAUCUGAACUGUGGAUGCCCCAUUGACCUCCUUUAUCGAGAGGGUUCCGGCUCUGCGCUGCUUGAAACUCCGGCGAAGCUGGAGAAGAUGCUUCGCGGGAUGAACGCUGUCUCGCAGGAGAUUCCAAUUACAGUAAAAAUUCGCACAGGAACAAAAGAUAACAACCCCAAUGCCCAAAAAUUGGUGGAGCGUCUCGUUCUUGGGGGCCACGAGGCCAGCCUGCUUGACUGCGGCCCCUCUGGUGUUGCGGCAGUCACGCUCCACGGACGGAGUAGACAACAACGAUACACAAGGGCGGCCAACUGGGAGUAUAUUUCAGAAACCGCCGCUCUCAUCAAGCGUCUCAAUGAAAAGUCAAAUGAAAUUACGGAUACUAUUCGCGAGCCCGAAGAACGGAUGCGGCCGAAUGGCGGAAAGACUUGGUUCUUAGGAAACGGCGACUGUUACUCUCAUGAGGACUAUAAUGACCAUAUCAAUCACGCCGGUGUAGACAGCGUCAUGGUUGGUCGCGGUGCCCUGGUUAAGCCGUGGCUCUUUGAGGAAAUCCAAACAGGCCAGUAUCUCGACAAGUCAGCUUCUGAGCGACUGUCGUACGUCGAAAAGUUUGCCAGGUACGGUAUGGAUGUAUGGGGUUCUGACGAGAUUGGCAUUGGCCUCACCCGUCGCUUCAUGCUUGAAUGGCUGAGCUUCACCUGUCGCUACCUGCCCAUCGGGCUCCUCGAAUAUCUUCCCCCGAAGAUCAACGACCGGCCCCCGAACUAUCGAGGCAGGAAUGAUCUGGAGACCCUUAUGGGUAGCAACAACUACAAGGAUUGGAUCAAGAUCAGGUAAGUUCUCUUGUCCCACUGACGUGGCGAGUACUGGAUUCUAAUACCUGCACAGUGAGAUGUUCCUUGGCCCCGCCCAUAAAGACUUCAAAUUCGAGCCCAAGCACAAAUCCAACGCCUAUGAGGCGGAGGGUUGAUAGAUAUAGCAUACGACUUAUGUACAUACACGCAAAUAUAGAAUACAAAUUUUAAAAUAUAUCCAUCCCACAAUUCCGGCUCAUAAAUGUAACAUUGCACACGUGCUUCUGGAGUGUUGACUGUUGUGAACUCCGG
Messenger RNA from Aspergillus versicolor CBS 583.65, 2756 nucleotides. RefSeq names its product tRNA dihydrouridine synthase DUS3 (gene dus3). Bases 403 to 2487 code for a protein of 694 amino acids. NCBI's taxonomy places the organism in Eukaryota, Fungi, Ascomycota, Eurotiomycetes, Eurotiales, Aspergillaceae. The transcript has 2 exons. The record is from RefSeq and is a predicted model, not a curated record. Gene Ontology annotation, biological process: tRNA processing. Gene Ontology annotation, molecular function: tRNA dihydrouridine synthase activity; flavin adenine dinucleotide binding; RNA binding.